AUGACCAGCAACGCACGUUUAGUGCCCGAGAAUUCACCAUCAUCUGAUGAACAUGUCUACAAACAUGUUCCUAGAAGAACAUCGUCAUCAAUGGAUUUAGACCAAACGAUAAAUUCGACGAAUCGUUCAUCAUUACCCUCCAUAGUAACAAUUAAUUCUUCAGAAUCAUCCAAUUUUCCAAACAUGCCAUUAUCUUCAUUGCAAUGUGUUCCUUUGUUAUACCCUUUACUAUGCGAACAACAAGAGAAUAACAUGAUACAACAAAUGCCUACUAGUCUCUUCUGUACAUCUGUAUCAUUACUGAACAAUGAGCGAAGUGAAGCAUUUCUUUUACAUGAAGCAAAAAUUUGGCAAGAUCCACAUUUUGAAGUAUUAUGGCAAAUGCAAGAAACGAUGCCAUCAUUUGCUGAAACAGCUGGUGGGCGUACUACGUUUUUCCGUACGUUACGAAGUGAAUUAAAGUAA
Messenger RNA from Rotaria sp. Silwood1, 465 nucleotides. NCBI's taxonomy places the organism in Eukaryota, Metazoa, Rotifera, Eurotatoria, Philodinida, Philodinidae. The record is from the annotation of a GenBank genome assembly.